AUGAAAGAUUAUAAUUUCAAAAAUUUAAAAGUAAAUUUUCCUUUUCAAUUUGUGAUUCAUGUGGAAUUCAAUCGGCCCGCAAAACUCAACGCUUUUGAUCAAACGUCUUGGCGCGAGUUACACGAUUGCUUUAAGCAAAUAGCAAUAGAUUCAGAAGUUAGAGCUGUUGUAAUAUCAGGAAAUGGCAAAGUUUUCACUGCAGGAAUUGACCUUAAUCAAUUAUUUUCAACGAGUAAUGAUAAUGAAGGAAAAGAUUCUCCACGUAGUUCUUUUUACAUACGAAAGUCAAUGAUUGUGCUUCAGGAAUCGAUCUCAUCAUUAGAAUUAUGCGACAAACCAGUAAUUGCCGCUAUUCAUAAUGGUUGCAUUGGAGCUGGUGUUGAUUUGAUUACAGCUUGCGAUAUUCGAUAUUGUUCACAAGAUGCAUUUUUUAGUGUCAAGAUCGAUCUUGGACUUGCAGCUGAUAUUGGUACAUUGCAACGUUUUCCCAAAGUUGUUGGUAAUAAUAGUCUUGUUCGAGAAUUAUGUCUAACCGGUCGAAAUUUCUCUUCAACUGAGGCUCUUGAUAUCGGUCUCGUGAAUAAAAUUUUUCAAACUAAAGAAGAAACUCUUACGGAAGCAUUAAAAACGGCGAGAAUCAUUGCUAGCAAAUCUCCAAUAGCUUCAUUAAGUACAAAGCACCUUUUAAAUUUUUCACGUGACCAUUCUAUAACUGAAGGUCUUACCUAUACUGCAGCUUGGAAUGGAGCAAUGCUCACUAAAAGUGAGGAUCUGAUGGAAGCUUUUAAUGCCACCAUGGAGAAAAGGAAGCCAAAAUUCUCUAAACUAUAA
This is a messenger RNA of Funneliformis caledonium, 831 nucleotides long. The record is from the annotation of a GenBank genome assembly. Lineage: Eukaryota; Fungi; Glomeromycota; Glomeromycetes; Glomerales; Glomeraceae.